GAUCCCUUCACCACUCAUCAGCUUCUCUCUGUUGCGCAUCAAUCCUCUUCCGAAAUGUUACGAUCACGAUUACUACCAAGCCUAAGGGCACUCCCCAUUCGCCAUGCAAGAUCGUUUGGCUUCUCUAGCACCGCUAGCCCCGCUAGCACCUCCCCAUCAAUGAACAUCCCUAUGCCGUAUAUCGAAGAGACUUCAGCAACUGGCAGAAAAACAUGGGACAUCUUUUCGAAGCUCCUACAACAACGAAUAAUAUGUUUAAACGGCGAAAUCGACGACUACAUUUCAGCUUCAAUAGUAGCACAGCUUCUUUGGUUGGAAUCAGACGCCCCCGAUAAACCUAUCACGAUGUAUAUCAACUCACCGGGAGGCUCCGUCACAUCAGGCAUGGCGAUAUACGAUACGAUGACUUAUAUCAAAUCUCCUGUCGCGACCGUAUGUAUCGGAGGUGCCGCGUCCAUGGCAGCUAUCCUACUAGCUGGCGGCGAGGCGGGCAAGCGCUGCGCCCUUCCACAUAGCUCUAUCAUGAUCCACCAGCCAUUGGGCGGCACUCGAGGGCAAGCAUCGGACAUUUUAAUCUACGCGAACCAGAUACAAAGGAUACGAGAGCAGUCUAACCAGAUUAUGCAAUACCACUUGAAUAAGGCGAAGGGAUUUGACAAGUAUAGCCUGGAGGAGAUUAACGAUCUGAUGGAGAGAGACAAAUACCUAAGUGUGAACGAAGCACUGGAGCUGGGAGUCAUUGACGAGGUAUUCACAACGAGAAAGGAGAAGGAUACCCAGCCAAAGAAGGAAGAGGAGGAGGAGAGAAAGUACUAAUCACACGGGCCCAGCCAUGUCUUUUUUUGUGUGUGCUAAUUGCUGGCAAAGGAUGUGAGUGCAGCAGUGAUGGAUCCGGAGAAAUGCAAGCCUACUUGUGCCUUGUAGUCCGAAUAAGCCAAAGAGUGUCAGGCUGUUGAAAUAUCGACGAUGUUGUCUGGGCUGCAGUCGGUAUAUAUGGAGAUUCCGAUAGGUGAUCCGGCACUCAUUGUAAGAUAGGUACUAAGCAAUGGAUAAUUAUGCAUUGGCCCACCAAUCCAAAGCAGAAAUGGAAGCCAUCUCUCCAUUAGACGCUCAUAAAGUCUGAGACAAAUUAUUAUCUGCAAUAGCAACACUCUGCUGCAUCGGUACAGGCUCUUUUCACAGAAUAUCGUGUGUUGCCGAUAUCGG
Molecule: messenger RNA, 1206 nt
Organism: Trichoderma harzianum CBS 226.95
Lineage: Eukaryota; Fungi; Ascomycota; Sordariomycetes; Hypocreales; Hypocreaceae
Exons: 5
Coding region: 55-816 (253 amino acids)
Biological process (GO): protein quality control for misfolded or incompletely synthesized proteins
Cellular component (GO): endopeptidase Clp complex
Molecular function (GO): ATPase binding; ATP-dependent peptidase activity; serine-type endopeptidase activity
Source: RefSeq, a predicted model, not a curated record